AUGGCAUCGCCCUUCAACUUUGGCGCGUCAGCGUCCUCAAGUGGUGCCUCCGCUCCGUCGUUGUUUGGAACAAGCAAACCAUCAGGUGCUGGCGGCAGUUUGUUUGGGAAUACUGGUACUUCUGCCCCUGCGACUGGCAGUACAACUGGGUUCAGCUUUGGUGCGCCGCAACAACCCUCAUCAACAGAAAACAAGCCUGCAUCUCCUAGCAUCUUUGGGAGUACAGACACUGCGAGUGCUGGAGGCUUCAAAUUUGGCCAAAGCAAGCCGGACGAGAACAAGAGCGGCGACGCCCCCAAAUCUCUCUUCGCUGGUUUUGGUACUCCAGACAAGUCCUCCACGCCCACAACCUCUGCACCCUCAUUAUUUGGCUCAACAACUCCUGCUACGUCCUCGGCCGGUGGUCUGUUCAGUUUUGGCAACCCUUCGACCACUCCUGCUGGCCCUCCACCAUCCACCACUGCAUUCGGGGCAAGUACUGGUGGUGCUGGCUUAUUCGCGCCCAAACCUGCACAAGAGUCAAGCCAGAGCCCCUCCUUCAGCUUUGGGAAACCUCCUGCCACGGAUGCACCAUCAAAAGCACCUGCGCAGCCCGCUGGGAUAUUUGGAUCUAAGCCUGCUGGAAGUCCCUUCAGUUUCGGACCGCCAUCCAAACCAUCAGAUAACUCUACCACUUCUGCGGCAAACACUUCAGCCCCACAAUCAAAGCCUACUUUAUCCUUCGGCGGUGCAGCUUCAUCUACUGCCUCAUCCUCCACCCCACUUGCCCCAGCUGCAUCUCAGCCUACAUCUUCAACACCACUGUUCGGUGCGCAGCCGCCUGCACAAAAUGGAUCAGGACUGUCUUCGAAGCCAUCGGCGCCGGAAAUCGGUGGAGCCACCAAGCCUUCUCCAUUCGCACCUACCCCUACACAGACAUCUGGGGCAACGGCGCCUGCAGCGUCAGGUACUGGCCAGAAACCUCUUUUUGGAGGGUUUAAUCUAGGUGGAACUGGUUCAAACCCUGCUGCCACUACCACUGCCCCGACCACCACUACCACAUCAAGUGCAAGUCCUUUUUCGUUCCCAGCUACUGCAGCACCCUCAAGUUCUCAGCCAGCAUCCCAAGCUCCGGCAACAGGUGGCUUCAGCUUUGGUCCCAAGCCGACCGCCUCCACCUCACAGCCAGCAGCAUCAACUAGUACGUCUGCACCGCUGUUCUCCCUUGGAGCAAAUACAAGCACCUCCACCACACAGCCUGCCACUACUGCUGCAGCAACUGCAUCAACGGCGUCAUCCGCACCUCCUAUAGGCACAGGAGCGAUUGGUGCCCAGACAUCGACUGCAGGACCUGCUCCACCGGCACAGUCUCGUCUCCGCAACAAAACCAUGGACGAAAUCCUGACUCGGUGGGCCACGGAUAUGUCAAGAUACUCCAAGGAGUUCAAAGACCACGCGGAGACUAUCGCUCGCUGGGACCAGAUCAUAGUGGACAAUUCUUCCAAAAUUGACAAGCUGUAUGUGCGUACGCGAACUUGCGAGCGGCAGACUAUGAGCGUUGAUAUGCAACUCUCUGCGAUCGAGAACCAGCAAGCAGAAUUGGAAAGUUGGCUGACCAAGUAUGAAAAUGAUGUCGAUGAGAUUUUGGCCAAGGAGAGUGGGAACCCCAGUGAACUGGGAGGACCUGACCAAGAACGAGAACGAACAUACAAACUAGCGGAGAAACUUGGAGAGCGACUUGAGGAAAUGGAACGUGAUUUAGCAAGCAUGGUGGAAGAGGUGAAUGCGGCGAAUACAAGCUUGAGCAAGAAUGGGAAGGCGGAUGAACCAAUCACGCAAAUUGUGAAGAUCCUCAACUCUCACUUGAUCCAACUCCAGGCCAUUGAUCAGGGUACAGCUGCUCUCCAAGAGAAGGUCGCCGCUGCUCAAAAGUCUGCCAACAGCUUGGGUUACUUGAAUGGGUCAACGGAUGGCAGUGGGGGCGCUGCUGUUCAAGACUUCUAUCGCAGCUACAUGGGACGUCGAUAA
Messenger RNA from Exophiala aquamarina CBS 119918, 2007 nucleotides. RefSeq lists its product as uncharacterized. NCBI's taxonomy places the organism in Eukaryota, Fungi, Ascomycota, Eurotiomycetes, Chaetothyriales, Herpotrichiellaceae. Gene Ontology annotation, cellular component: nuclear pore; nuclear pore central transport channel. Bases 1 to 2007 code for a protein of 668 amino acids. Gene Ontology annotation, molecular function: structural constituent of nuclear pore; phospholipid binding. The transcript is spliced from 2 exons. Gene Ontology annotation, biological process: protein import into nucleus; RNA export from nucleus. The record is from RefSeq and is a predicted model, not a curated record.